AUGGCGUCGGCCGCCAAGUCGUCGCGCUCGCGCCCGGCCGGCCACUCUGGCGUCCUCCCGAUGCACGCGGCCGCGGGCGGCGGCGGCGGCGGCGGCGGCGACGGCGCCGGGUCGCGGCUCGCCGACAAGCUCAAGAUAUUCAAGACCGACAAGUUCGACCCCGACUCCUACGUGCAGUCCAAGUGCCAGACCAUGAACGAGAAGGAAAUAAGACAACUGUGUUCUUAUCUGCAAGACCUAAAGAAGGCUUCUGCUGAAGAGAUGCGUAGAAGUGUCUAUGCUAACUAUGCUGCAUUCAUCAGAACAUCAAAGGAGAUAUCUGACCUCGAAAGGGAGCUGCAAUCUAUCAAAAAUCUGCUAAACACUCAGUCAGCUCUAAUUCAUGGCCUUUCCGAAGGAGUUCAGAUCGAUUCCUUGACUACAGGACCUGAAGAUUCCGAAGAAGAGAGCUUCUCUACUGUUGAAGACCAGGAGCUUUCAGAAAUUCAGAACUGGUAUACUGAUUUUCCCGAGAGGCUUGAUGUCUUGCUGGCUGAGAGAAGAGUGGAUGAAGCACUGGAUGCCCUGGAUGAAGCAGAGCGAAUCGCUGCUGAUGCAAAGCAGAAGCAAAUUCUUUCCACAGCUGAAAUUCUUGCUUUGAAGAGGGCUAUCUCUGACAACCGUCAGAAGUUGUCAGAUCAGCUUGCCGAAGCUGCUUGCCAGUCUUCUACUUGCGGCAUUGAACUACGUGCUGCAGCUUCUGCUCUCAAGCGACUUGGUGAUGGACCCCGUGCUCAUAGUUUGUUGCUCAGUGCACAUAACCAAAGGCUUCAGGGCAACAUACAAACGACCCAUCCAUCUAGCACAGCAUAUCGUGGGGCGUACACAGCGGCUCUUGCAAAACAAGUUUUUUCUGCUAUAUCUCAUGCUCUCAGUGACUCUAUGGAAGUCUUUGGUGAUGAACCAUCUUAUGCAUCUGAAGUAGUUACCUGGGCUACUAAGCAGGCAAUGUUAUUUGCCUUGCUUGUAAAGAGGCACGCUCUAGCCUCUUGUGCAGCCAGUGGGGGUUUAAGAGCUGCUGCAGAAUGCGUGCAAAUAGCACUUGGUUAUUGCUCCUUGCUAGAAGCUCGUGGUCUGUCACUUUCAGGAGUUGUGAUGAAACAGUUCAGACCUUGUGUUGAGCAAGCAUUAGAUUCCAGUUUGAGGAGAAUUGAAGAGAGUACUUCUGCUUUAGCUGCAGCUGAUAACUGGGUACUAGUCUAUUCCCCAACUGGUAUACGACCAUUUGCUAGAUCAUCUGCUGGUAAUAUGGCACCCAAGCUCUCAAGCAGUGCUCAUAGGUUCAAUUCGAUGGUUCAGGAUUUCUUUGAGGAUGUUGGGCCACUGCUUAGCCUGCAGUUAGGUGGUUCUACAAUGGAUGGGCUUCUAAAAAUAUUCAAUACAUAUAUUGAUUUGCUCGUAAGUGCUCUACCGAGCUCAAUGGAUGAUGAAGCGAAUUUGGAAGGUUUAGGAAAUAAGAUUAUUCGCAUGGCAGAGACUGAUGAGCAGCAGUUAGCAUUAUUAGCCAAUGCAUCCUUACUUGCUGAAGAGUUGUUACCUAGAGCAGCUAUGAAGCUGCCAUCUGUAAACCAGACCAGCAUGGAUAGUAUGCCUAAAAGGGGUCCAGAGAAGCAAAACCGUGCAUCAGAGCAUCGUGAAUGGAAAAGGAAGCUGCAACGUAUGGUGGACAAACUUAGAGAUAGUUUCUGCAGGCAGCAUGCUCUUGCUCUUAUAUUCACGGAAGAAGGUGACACUCAUCUGAGCGCAGAAAUGUAUAUCAAUAUGGAUAAUAAUGUUCAGGAGAUAGAAUGGGUCCCUUCUCUAAUUUUUCAGGAACUUUAUGCGAAACUACACAGGAUGGCGGGCAUUGCCACCGAGAUGUUUGUUGGCAGGGAAAGAUUUGCUACAUUGCUAAUGAUGCGGCUGACAGAAACAGUCAUAUUGUGGCUCUCAGAGGACCAGACCUUUUGGGAGGAAAUUGAAGAGGGGCCAAGGGCUCUGGGGCCCCUUGGACUUCAGCAGUUCUACCUGGACAUGCAAUUUGUGAUCCUUUUCGGGCAAGGCCGUUUCUUGUCCCGGCAUGUACACCAAGUCAUAUUGAACAUCAUCGACAGAGGGAUGGCAGCAUUCUCUGCUACUGGAUUGGAUCCUGAUAGUGCGCUUCCAAGCGACGAUUGGUUCAUCGAGGUUGCACAAGACACCAUCAGCAGGAUCAGUGGGAAGGCUCAAACUGCUACCUCGGAGAGGGAGGUGCACAGCCCGACGGCCUCCGUCUCAGCGCAGUCCGUGUCAUCUGUCAGAUCUCACGGCAGCUCCUAGUUCGCACCCCGGGCAACCAUCUUCCGUAGACAGGUCCUUGCAGUAUAUUUGUAAAGCAAUAUAGCGUAUUUCUCCCCUACACUUCUCGUCUAUAUGAUAUCUUUUCCCUGUAUAUUCUGGUUCCACCUCUGUGUUCGGCCUGUAGAUUGUAGUGUUGUGCAGCUAGUUAGUUGUGAUUGUACAGCACAGUGAGUAUAGCCAAAAGAAAUCCUUCUUUGGAGUCACAAAAGAAGAAAAAAACAUUCCUCUGAA
Molecule: messenger RNA, 2589 nt
Organism: Lolium rigidum
Lineage: Eukaryota; Viridiplantae; Streptophyta; Magnoliopsida; Poales; Poaceae
Product: exocyst complex component EXO84B-like
Exons: 7
Coding region: 1-2337 (778 amino acids)
Biological process (GO): intracellular protein localization; exocytosis; Golgi to plasma membrane transport
Cellular component (GO): exocyst
Source: RefSeq, a predicted model, not a curated record